UCAUUGACAAAACUCGUCUAAAACGUCAAUCGCAAACCAAAACAAACUGCAUUCGCGCUUUUCUCACAAAAAGUUUUUCCGGCAUUUCCUGGACAAGUGAAAAUACAAUAGGAAGUGAUGGAGAAUGCAAAAGAAGAUGAAGUUCUUUUCAUGGGAAAUUUUAUUCCCAAGAAGGAAUGCCAUGAAGAUAUCCCUACGCAACUGUCAGGAUCAUCAUGUUUAAAGGACGAACCAGCAGAGGAGGUGGUUCAGUUUGUUAUAACUGAAUUCCGGGAGCGUAAUCACAAAUGCCCAACGUGCGAAAUGACUUUCUACGAGGAAUCCCAUCUGCGUGUCCACAUGGUGAAGCAUCAGAAAGUCCAGAAGUUUCACUGUCGGCAGUGCUUUAAGUCCUUCCCGGAGAAAGCAAAGCUCACUGCCCACAUGAAAGCACGACAUAACGUGAAGAGCGCUGCUGAAGGUGUUACAAAGCGCGGAAGACGAAAGAAGAAACCCUCAAGGAGCCCACCAGAUUCACCGGAAGAGAGAACUUGCAAGAGUGGGCGGAAGCCAAAGGAAUUGAGUUUCAAGAGAUCAUCGGACAGAAGUUAUCAUUGCGAUAAAUGCGGGGAGGUGUUUAUUAAACACAUUGAAAUUGUUGAGCAUUACGAAGAAUUUCAUGUCUGGUAGGAAUUCUUUUUUUUUCUCCAACAAAUCUUCAAAUGAAUCUCAUCACCAGCACAUCACAGAAGCAGAGAAAAAAACCACAAAGAAAAUAUAAGACAUAGAAAUGCUGGGAAAAAUGACAAUGAUUGCGAUAAAAUGUAAAAAGGACGAUCAAACCGGAAGAAUUCUGUACAAAAUGUAAGAUAAGAUGAAUUGAUGAUAUUAAAGAGAAUGUAGCUUGUAUGUAAUGAAUUUAAGUACCAAAUUCCCAAUGAAAUUUGUAUUUUUAAAUCAAAGAAAAAUAUAAAUUCCAACAGAA
Messenger RNA from Lutzomyia longipalpis, 964 nucleotides. Its product is annotated as zinc finger protein 774-like. The coding region runs from base 118 to 669 and encodes 183 amino acids. Gene Ontology annotation, molecular function: DNA-binding transcription factor activity, RNA polymerase II-specific; sequence-specific DNA binding. NCBI's taxonomy places the organism in Eukaryota, Metazoa, Arthropoda, Insecta, Diptera, Psychodidae. The record is from RefSeq and is a predicted model, not a curated record. Gene Ontology annotation, cellular component: nucleus. The transcript is spliced from 2 exons. Gene Ontology annotation, biological process: regulation of transcription by RNA polymerase II.